Suhomyces tanzawaensis NRRL Y-17324 is the source of this 762-nucleotide messenger RNA. RefSeq lists its product as uncharacterized. The record is from RefSeq and is a predicted model, not a curated record. The transcript has a single exon. Bases 1 to 762 code for a protein of 253 amino acids. Gene Ontology annotation, cellular component: nucleus. Gene Ontology annotation, molecular function: nucleic acid binding. Lineage: Eukaryota; Fungi; Ascomycota; Pichiomycetes; Serinales; Debaryomycetaceae.
AUGGAAAAGUAUCUCUCGAGCAAUCACUUCCAAUUCCAGGAAGGUAAGGCCGCACAAUCUAUCAACACCCUCCGAGCAGCCAUGGAACUAGUCUAUCCCAGAGAAAGGCCGUUGGUGGCCAUAGACGUAGAGGCGUGGGAACGGAGCCUUUCCAAAGUCACAGAAAUUGGUAUCGUGGUCUAUGAUCCAGACCAACUGCAGGGAUCGAUUUUUCCAGUGAUCACCCCCAUUCACAUCAUUAUCAAGGAGAACAUCAAGAAGGUCAACGGCAGGUUUGUCCCUGACAACAAACACAAAUAUUUGGGGGGCACCUCAUAUGUGCUCACAUUUCUGGAGAGUCGCCAGUUGGUGGACCAGAUCGUCACCAAAUACAUAACCAAACGUCAGGGAGCGUUGGUGGGCCACAACCUCUCUGGAGACAUCAAAUGGAUCAAGAGCAUCGGCGUCGAACUUCCCGAGAGCGUGCCGUCAGUGGAUACCUUCCAGCUCUAUGGCCUUUCACGGUCCACGGGAGCUACCUUGCGAGGCGUUUUGCGCCUGGCCAAUAUCCCACAUGGCAUUCUUCACAACGCAGCCAACGACGCCUACUACACCCUAGUGGCUGCAAUGGCGUUCUGCGACCCAGAGGUCCGCAAGCACCAGCAGUUGGACGUGUAUAAGGAGCUCGAGGCCAAACUGAAGUACCAGAAGCGUCAGGAGAAGUUCACUGACAGCGCUCGACUCGAGGAGGAUGGUAGUGAGUUGUUCGAGAUGUUCCGGUAG